ACUCCACUUGUUUGAAGCCAGCGAAGCGACCCAGUUCCAGCAGGUGAUUUAUUCUCAUGCAGUCGGUUUGUUUAUGGAUGUCCUAGUAGCUGAUUCUAGGUCCCGCUCUCACGUUUCCCGAGAUUCCGGACAUUGCGUCGCGCAAAUGAACGGCCCCGAUGUCUCGGAACCACAGGAGCACGUGCAUCGUGCGGUGUCGCCUGUUCCUCCUCGGCCCGUGAAGUCGAAAUACAGCCACCGGCGAAGCCAUUCUGACAGUUUCCAGUUCGACCCGGCGAUGAAUCAGGCGUCAGCAGCUGGGUCUCGUCUUCAGGUCGUAAAUUAUGGCCAUCAUUUGGGCUCGAGUGCUCGCGUUGGAGGGCGAAGCGAAGAUACUAUUAUCGAGGAUAAAGUUGCGGAGAUUACUACUAGCCACCACCGACGGCAUUCGGGAGAAAUCUCUUCUCCUGAUUAUCCGCAGGACCCGCAGCAUUCUCCGGACGAGAUGAAACAGGCUCGGAAACAACUUCCUGACUGGAACAGCUAUAACGCGUACAAUCAGCAGCCUCGUUCGAGGCAACAACCCUCCCCGCAAAAAUCGCCGCCAAGUUCUGCUCUAAAUUAUGUCGGAGUUGGGCAAGAAGCUAGACGUUCGCAGGCAACCAAUCAGCAAUGGCCGCUAAAAACGCCGUAUACUGGCAGCGACAUUUCUUCAGGAAGAAACAGCAGCCCCAAUGGUUACAACAACAACAGCAGCAGCAGCAGUAUCAGCGGAAGCCCCAGCAGGAGCGGGAAUAGCGGCGUCAAUCGCGGCGCCGGAACCGGGAACAGUGCCUUGUACGGAACGAGCGGCGGCAGCAGUAACUCCAGCUACAGUGGUGGUGGUAACGAUGGCGGCUCGACUGGGUACAGCGGUAGUAACGGCAGUGUUACAGGUAACAGCACGAGUACCACCACCAACACUAAUGUGGUCUAUGGCCUAGCUGGUAGUAGCAGCUUCGGCGGUACUAUCGUGGGUGGCGGUGGUGGGUAUGCUUCGUCCCAGCCUAAGUACCCAGCUGACGUGAGCAGGCCUCCUAAGCCAAUGGCGGCCCGUCACCGCCGGAUCCGCUCCGAAGACUUCGCCAUCGCCGCGUUUUCCGCUGCUGACGCGACGGACGAUUUCCAAGGCUCCUCCGCAACGAGCGCCGCAUCUCGCGGCGCGCCGGAGGGGAUUAAAGCCAGCGGCUCGAGAGGCAGGCAACCCCCUUUAGUACCUGCCCCGCGUAGGUCGCAAGAAUGGCCGCUCGCCGCGGGACCCGGACCGACUGGUCGGAGUAGCCGGCCAGCGCCCGCUAGCAGUGAGCAAACUGACGGUCCGGCAGGCUGGAGCCCGGUUCCCAGGCACGUGAGUCCGGAGAGCACCAGGACGAGACGUGAGGGGGAGGAGACAGGGAUCAGCGGUGUAAGCGCGCUUGGGUACGGCAAAAGCGGGCAUAGGCGAAGCCAAAGCGGCGGCCCUGGUGGCGUUGUCGGGUGGGGAAUAACAGCAGAGAAUCGCCGGCAGGUCAGCCCGCAGCAGCUACCGUCAGCCGUCAGGGAUUAUUCUGACGGUCCGUCAGGAAGGCUGGGAGGCGCAGGAGGGAGUACGAGCCCGGAGGAAAGGAGACGGCGCGAAGGAGAGAUUGUGGGGGGGGGAGGGGGAAACACAAGCGGAACGGGCAGACCAGUAGGGGGGCGGAGCAGCGUGGGCGGGGGAUCUGGGGGAACCAGCAGCGGCGGAGGGGCUAGGGCUUCUCUUGGUGGCGGGGGAGGGGGAGGCGGAGGGGGAGCGGGGGGGCAGAAGGCUGUUGGCAUGGGGAAUGGUGAAGGGAGUGGGGGCGAGAGAAGAGGCGGAAGUCAGGGGGAGCGGGCGCGGGGGGGCAUAAGAAGCGCAGCUGACGAUGAGUACGAUGGGGAGGCGGAAGACGCGGGGGAGAGGCGGGUGAGGGGCAAUGGGGGGGGGGUAGGAGGGGGAGCAGGAGGGGGAGCGGGCAUUUGGGAUAGGCGUCAGGCCCGAGCCAGCAGCGACAAGCAGCAGAAAGAACAGCAGCAGCAGCGGCAGCAGCAGCAGCAGCAAGGGACUCCGCACCAGUCUCCCCCGCAUCAGCAGCACCACUCCCCCCCUCACCAGCAGCAACAGCAAUCACCACCACCGCAGCAGCAGCAGCAGCCGCCACUGCAGCCGCUGCAACCUCUAGGCUUAGCGGCGGUCAGGCGAACCUCCCGGUCCCGCGACGGCAGCCCCAUCGACCCACGGCGCACCACUAAGACUCCUCCUAGGAGCCCCGUUCUGGCCUUUGGCGGGGCAGCAGGCGGAGCAGCAGGGGGAGCCGCAGGGGCAGCGGGAGGGGGGAGGGGCAGCUCCUAUGGAAGUCCUCAGCGUAGCAGGCAAGGGGGAGGAACAAGGGGAAGCGCUCCCCUAGGCGCACGCGGGGGGGCGCCAGCAGGCGGAGGGGGGUAUUCUGGGGGGCUGGGGGGAGGGGGAGCUGCGCCUUCCGGGGUGCUUCCUGUGCGCCCAAGCCCUGGGUGGCUGGCGGGGGGAGGGGCAGGGGUGGGGGCAGGGGGGGGGGAAGUGGCGCGGGAGGAGGGGGAGGCGGCGCAGGGGGAGUGCCUGUUAAGAAGGGCGGCCAUAGGAGAUCCGCUAGUUGCGAGGCCUGGUUCACCCCUGGAGCAGGCUUUAAUCCGCAUGUAGGCGGCUUUAAUCUGCAGGGAGGCGGCUCCCCAGGAGGCAUGGGCGGGUCCCCUAUGGGGGGAGCGAGCCCCUAUGCUGGUGCCCCGC
This is a messenger RNA of Closterium sp. NIES-67, 2779 nucleotides long. The record is from the annotation of a GenBank genome assembly. Lineage: Eukaryota; Viridiplantae; Streptophyta; Zygnematophyceae; Desmidiales; Closteriaceae.